Messenger RNA from Carassius gibelio (silver crucian carp), 2140 nucleotides. RefSeq names its product stimulator of interferon genes protein. Gene Ontology annotation, molecular function: cyclic-di-GMP binding; 2',3'-cyclic GMP-AMP binding. The coding region runs from base 71 to 1270 and encodes 399 amino acids. Gene Ontology annotation, cellular component: autophagosome; endoplasmic reticulum membrane. The transcript has 7 exons. Gene Ontology annotation, biological process: positive regulation of type I interferon production; defense response to virus; reticulophagy. Lineage: Eukaryota; Metazoa; Chordata; Actinopteri; Cypriniformes; Cyprinidae. The record is from RefSeq and is a predicted model, not a curated record.
CUUAACUAACCCAAUAAAGACAGAGCGAGAGAGAAAGAGAGAUCAGAAGAUUACACGGAAGAGAGAGAAGAUGUCUGGUGUGAUGGGAGAGGACGGUCUGGUCCCCAGAGCGCGCAGCAGGCUGCCGGUGGUGUGUUCUGCUGGACUGGGGCUUCUCAUGCUGCUGGUCGCUUGGCUGCUGGACCCUGCCAGGUUCAGUGAUCGAGCUGGAAUUAUCAUUUUUUGCAUCACAGUUGAAACGUUCAUUCACAGUAUGUGCUUGCUUGCAGAGGAGUGGCUCUUCCAUUCAAAGCAAAGGUAUCAUGGCAAAAUAAAUAAGAUCUUUCAGGCUUGCUUUAGAAGGCAUGUCGUUCUCGGAAUGUGUCCAAUAUGCCUGCUAGUGUUGUGGAAAAUUUCAUUCUCUGGAGAACAGAAGAGCACCAUUGCCCUCAUGUGUGCCGUUUCCCUGUUACUCAAAAGCUCGGGGUUUCUGGGCCCUGCUCCGGUUGAGAUCUCAGAAAUUUGUGAAAUGAAGAAGAUGAAUGUGGCACAUGGUUUGGCCUGGUCUUUCUAUCUUGGCUACCUCAGAUUUCUCCUUCCAGAUUUACAGAACAAGGUGAUUCAGUACUCCUCCACCAAGGGGAAACUGAGCUCUCCGCGUCUACAUAUCCUUCUGCCCCUCAACGCCAGGGUUCCAACCAAACCUGAAGAUGAGGACACUAAUGUGAUCUUCAGCGAGAACCUCCCCGAACUGGAGCGGGACACAGCAGGGGUGCGGAAACGUAGCUACAAGAAUAGUGUCUACAAGAUCACCCAGGACAGAGAGACUUUUAGCUGUGUUCUGGAAUACGCCACACCACUGCUGACGCUGUAUCAGAUGUCCCAUGAGAGCAGUGCAGGGUUUGGAGAAAACGAACGAAAGCAGCAGGUCCUGUUGUUCUACAGAACGCUCAGCCAAAUUCUGGAAGAUUCUCUCGAGUGCCGGAACCGUUACCGGCUCAUCCUGCUCAAUGAUGAGCACACAGGUGACCCUCAUUACCUCUCCAGAGAGAUCAUCCAGCACCUGAAACAGCAGGACAGAGAGAUUCACAUGAAUCCCAUCCAAGAGCUACCGAAUGAAGUCCAUCCUGUUCCAGAAGAGGGUCCGAUUAGGAAUUUUAAUGGUGCGCAUCAUCCAGAAGACCCAAUAAGCAAUGACCCCACCCUCAUGUUUAGCCAGCCACAUUCCUUAAGAUCUGAACCAGUGGAGACCACUGAUUAUUUUAACCAACCUAAUAAUGCAACGAGAUGAGGCUGAAUCAUACAGUGCUCUGCAUGAGAUCAUGGUUGCUUGUGUUCGGUCCUAGAAUUAUUCAACAGACCUUGAUGUAAUAAUAAUAUUUAAGAAUCCAUUAAAUCAGCUGUUCAUUACCAGCCUCAUUUUCUCUGUUUCCUCUCUGUCGUGUCUUGGUCUGUAAAUAUGAAAAAUUAUCUACCAGCACUCAAAUAUAUGCUCAUGACACAUUCACACUUCUAGUGUUAUUUUACUUUUAGUAUUAUUUUUGUUUUAGUAUUUACUUUAUUAUUUUAAUAACACUGGCAUUUUAUUAUUUAUUUUUAUGUUUUUGUUAACCCUUUAACUGUCAACCCGUCCCGUAUACGGGACACCUACAUUUACUUCACUAUAUUGCAAUGAAAUCUAAUCUAAUCUUGACAAACUAUAUUGGAAAGGUCUAAGACUCCCAAAUAUAUAUUUUACCAAUGUUUUUUGUUAAAAAUUAUGUAGGAAAAGUAAUAGAUUAAUUUAUGACAAGAGUGCACCCUCAAAAAUCUAAAUUAUAACAGGAGUUUUGACCUUUGUUUAAAAAAAUAAAAAUUUUUCUAAAUCACAUUUUAGAAAUCAUCAGAAAUUAUAUAUUGACUGAAGACUUAAAAUCUCAAAAUUCAUCCUUUAAAACCCUUUUUUUUUCAAUCAUCAGAGCCAUAUGGAUCUUUGAAUAUGUUGAAAGAUAUUGCAAAACACAGGACUUCUACUUAAAGAUGGUGAAAUUGUUUUAGAUUUUACAAGAAAAUAAAAUGAUUUUUUUUUUCUAUUGAAAAAUUAUUGUCUUCAUAUAUUCCUGUGUAUGCUUUUUCCCGUACUGAAGAACUACGUAUUCUCAAUAAAUGCUGUUGAAAAAUU